GAGAGAGAGAGAGAGAGAGAGAGAGAGAGAGUGAGUCUUUGCCCUGUCUCUGGUUUAAGACAGGAGGAAGGCAGAUCUACCAUCCUUAGCUAAACCCAGAGAAGCACAUGCCCCUCCCCCAAACAGCUUCCGCAUUCACCCACCAAUGGGACAGUUUACCAAGAGAUAGCAGCAUCUUGGGCCCUUUGCCUGUGUCCAUACUUCAUAUGUGUAUUUUCUGAUGUCAGCCCUGAGAAGUACAGUUUUCACCACUUGAUACAUGAAGAUGAUAAGGCAAAGAGCAGGUAAUUAAUUCUUCUAGGUGGCGGAGCCAAGGUCUGACCUAGCCCAUAGCUCUACUGCAUGAUUUCCAGGUCACUAGAGGUCCCAGGACCCCAGACCUAACACCUGUGUAAGGAGAUGAUGCACUUGUCUCUUGGCCUAGAACCCUGGGCUUGUUUGAGAUUCCUUGAUACUCCUGACCUCACACCCGGGUUUCCAGCUGCUAAAUUCAGCUGCCUUUUCCUCUUGGGGACCUAGCACACACCCUUCCUCUUUCUCCAGGCUGCCGCUCCAACUUCCCUUCCUGAUAGCACAGAAAUAUGCUCCCCCACCUCCUUGACUGAGCUGAUCUCUCCUAGAAUCCUCUGCCCGUCAUGGUCUCAGCUUGGUACGAGCACCCACAGAGGAUGGUCCUCCCAGCUUCACCCCCUGGCCUGCAGGGUCGGCUUCAUGCACUGCAUCAGGCCACCUGGCUUGCCCGGCACCCAGAAGAGGUUACUGAGCCCCGGGCCAUGGUCCCCUCUCGCAGGACGUGGAACUUGGGAGCCACGCCUUCACUGCGAGGCCUGUGGAGAGUGGGCCGGGUCCAGGAGCCCAAGCCCGGGAUGGCUCGCCCCGCCCCAGCCAGCCCAGCCGCCCGCCCUUUCCCACACACCGGCCAGGGGAGGUUGAGAACUGGGCGUGGAAAAGAUAUUCUACCCAGUGGCGAGGAAGACUCCACUUCUCGGACUGCAGCUCGCCCGUCUCUUGCACAGUGUCGAGCCCUCAGCGUGGACUGGCCUGGCCCUAGGAGUCCCCAUAGACUCUACCUGACAGUGCAGGUGGGCGGCUCUUUGGCAUCGGGAGGUGCUCAAGCCUGUCCGGGGCACCAGGCCCAGACCCCGUGGUACAUAGGACCGUGGAGGCCAUGUCCCAGCUUCAGGAGGAGCUGGUAGUCCUUCGGGAGAGGCUGGCCCUCCACGACAGUGACCGGCAAGCCACAACCACCCAGCUGCAGAACCAGGUGGAGAAUCUAAAGGAAAAGCUCAUUAGCCAGGCCCAGGAAGUGAGCCGACUGCGAUCAGAACUGGGAGGCACGGACGCGGAGAAGCACAGGGACAGACUGAUGGUGGAGAAUGAGCAGCUGAGGCAGGAGCUGAGGCGCUGUGAGGUCGAACUGCAGGAGCUUCGGGCCCAGCCGGUGGUGCCCUGCGAGGGCUGUGAGCACAGCCAGGAGAGCAGCCAGCUCCGUGACAAGCUGUCCCAGCUGCAGUUGGAAGUGGCUGAGAACAAAGGCAUGCUGUCGGAACUGAACCUGGAGGUGCAGCAGAAAACGGACCGGCUGGCAGAGGUAGAGCUGCGCCUCAAGGACUGUCUGGCUGAGAAAGCCCAGGAGGAGGAACGGCUCAGCCGGCGCCUGCGUGACAGCCAUGAGACUAUCGCCAGUCUGAGGGCCCAGUCCCCACCUGUUAAGUAUGUCAUCAAGACAGUGGAGGUAGAGUCUUCCAAGACCAAGCAGGCCCUCAGCGAGUCCCAGACCCGGAACCAGCACCUGCAGGAGCAAGUGGCCAUGCAGCGGCAGGUGCUGAAGGAGAUGGAGCAGCAGCUACAGAACUCCCACCAGCUGACAGUCCAGUUGCGGGCUCAGAUUGCCAUGUAUGAGGCAGAGCUGGAGCGGGCACACGGGCAGAUGCUGGAGGAGAUGCAGUCCUUGGAGGAGGAUAAGAACCGGGCCAUUGAGGAGGCCUUUGCACGGGCCCAGGUGGAGAUGAAGGCAGUACACGAGAACCUGGCAGGUGUCAGGACCAACCUGCUGACGCUGCAGCCUGCGCUGAGGACCCUCACCAACGACUACAAUGGGCUCAAGCGGCAGGUGCGGGGCUUCCCCUUGCUGCUGCAGGAGGCUCUCAGGAGUGUCAAAGCUGAGAUCGGCCAGGCCAUCGAGGAGGUUAAUAGCAACAACCAGGAGCUGUUGCGCAAGUACCGCCGGGAACUACAGCUGCGCAAGAAAUGCCAUAACGAGCUGGUCCGGCUGAAGGGAAACAUCCGGGUGAUUGCCCGAGUCCGGCCAGUCACCAAGGAGGAUGGAGAAGGACCCGAGGCAACCAAUGCUGUGACCUUUGACCCUGAUGAUGACUCCAUCAUCCACCUGCUGCACAAGGGCAAGCCCGUGUCCUUCGAGCUGGACAAGGUCUUCUCCCCGUGGGCUUCCCAGCAGGACGUGUUCCAGGAGGUGCAGGCCCUCAUUACCUCCUGCAUCGAUGGCUUCAAUGUCUGUAUCUUUGCUUACGGCCAGACAGGUGCCGGCAAGACAUAUACAAUGGAGGGGACUCCCGAGAACCCGGGCAUCAACCAGCGGGCCCUGCAGCUGCUCUUCUCGGAGGUGCAGGAGAAGGCGUCUGACUGGCAGUACAACAUCACCGUCAGCGCAGCUGAGAUUUACAAUGAAGUCCUCAGGGACCUGCUGGGGAAAGAGCCUCAGGAGAAGCUGGAGAUCCGACUGUGCCCGGAUGGCAGUGGGCAACUGUAUGUGCCAGGGCUGACUGAGUUCCAGGUGCAGAGCGUGGAUGACAUCAACAAGGUGUUUGAGUUUGGCUACAACAACCGCACCACCGAGUUCACCAACCUGAACGAACACAGCUCCCGCUCCCACGCUCUGCUCAUCGUGACAGUGAGAGGUGUGGAUUGCAGCACAGGCCUCCGCACCACGGGGAAGCUGAACCUGGUGGACCUGGCUGGUUCAGAGCGUGUGGGCAAGUCGGGGGCUGAGGGCAACCGCCUGCGAGAGGCACAGCACAUCAACAGGUCACUAUCCGCCCUGGGGGACGUCAUUGCUGCCCUGCGUUCUCGACAAGGCCAUGUGCCCUUCCGCAAUUCCAAACUCACCUACCUGCUGCAGGACUCACUCAGUGGUGACAGCAAGACCCUUAUGGUGGUACAGGUGUCCCCAGUGGAGAAGAACACCAGCGAGACUCUGUACUCCCUCAGAUUUGCUGAGAGGGUUCGCUCUGUGGAGUUGGGCCCUGGGUCCCGCCGCACAGAGCUGGGUUCCUGGUCAAGCCAGGAGCACCUGGAGUGGGAGCCGGCUUGCCAGACACCACAGCCUACAGCACGAGCCCACUCUGCCCCUGGCUCUGGGACCAGUAGCCGCCCAGGUUCCAUCCGAAGGAAACUGCAGCCGUCAGCCUGACAGCUGGGGCUGCAGUCUCCAGGGAAGUUGAGGCCAGUGCCUGUGUGAAGAUGUGCCACGCUGCCAGGCCCUGUGGCCUGGCGACCUGCUGUAACACCCACCUACCAUGAAUGCAGGAGAUGGAGGCUCUCCCGCCCUGCCUCUCCUCAGAGAUGAGAAACAUGUUCAGAAGGAAGCGAGUCUCUGUGUGGCUCUGGGCACCCAAGCAUGGGGCUUCUGGAAGGGCAGGGAUGGCACUCUGCCUGGUGGUAGGCUUGGGAGUCUAGCCGUUGCUGGGAGGGUGGGCUCUCUCCCCACCUGGCCCUUGGGCUGGACUGUUCUCUACUAGUUGAGAAGACUUGAGGAACCAGCUGGGGGGUUAGGGAGAGCAAGAGCAUCUCUAUCUACCCUCCUGAGGAGGGGAGCCCUCACAGGGCAUGUAUAUAAUGUUCUAGGUGUAUAUAGAAGUCCUCACCCUGUCAGAGGUCUGGGCUAUAUUUAUGGCUGGCAGAGGCCAGUGUGGAAGGGCUGGGUUCUGUUCAUCUGCCUGACACCAGGCACUCUCCCUGCCCACUGAUUCUCAACAUGUUCCUCUCCCCAAAUCCUAUUUAAGAACUUUUGGAAGCUUAGCCAUUUUUACUUAUUAAAAUGAAUGUCUUUUUACACAA
Molecule: messenger RNA, 4077 nt
Organism: Mus musculus (house mouse)
Lineage: Eukaryota; Metazoa; Chordata; Mammalia; Rodentia; Muridae
Gene: Kifc3
Product: kinesin family member C3
Exons: 21
Coding region: 1169-3430 (753 amino acids)
Biological process (GO): microtubule-based movement
Cellular component (GO): cytoskeleton; adherens junction; cytoplasmic vesicle membrane
Molecular function (GO): ATP binding; microtubule motor activity; microtubule binding
Source: RefSeq, marked validated